This is a messenger RNA of Amoebophrya sp. A120, 4623 nucleotides long. The record is from the annotation of a GenBank genome assembly. Lineage: Eukaryota; Dinophyceae; Syndiniales; Amoebophryaceae.
CGCACAAAGCGUCGUAAGAGCCAUGGCAUCCACCACGAUUGCGUUUGAUUUGUUUUCCGGAAUAUCUAUUUAGGGCCUGCUGAGUUGUAGUGUAGCAGCUUGACUUAGCAGACUAAGUGAACACGGAAACAGCUGGUGUAGUAUGAUGAAGAAAUACAAGCAAAGCUCGAAGUGACAAUUUUUUCAUCAACAUCUUCCCGCCGGUAUUUCGUACCUUGACUACUUUUACUACCAGGAGACCAAGACGUAUCGCCGCAUGACACCAUCGAGUCGUCCCUGCGAACAUUGACUGGAUUUAACGGAAGGCAUUCAGCACGCAGCACUGUUUCAGUCGGAAAAACGUUUUCGAGGCCAUUGUGACUCAUCUUAGGCUUCUACUACCUGUGGAAUGGAGACGAAGAACGCUUCUGCCACCACGAACAAGAUGACGAAAAUUGAGGACUCAUCGUUGAAUGAGGCAGGACCAGCUGCGGGGAGGCAAGAAGAACGGAUACCGGGAAUAACCCCUGCUACAACGCCGCAUUUGGCAGCAGGAGAACUACAGAAUCCGCAGAAUCAGAAACAAAAUCUCCAAACAAGUCCGAUGCUAUUUUACAGUGAUGCUGGACUUGCGAAGACAGCUGUAGUUGACUGCGUGCAAGCAGACGAUUUUCUUGCGCAGCCCACGCAGUCCGGGUCACGACCAGCGUCAUCUUUAAUCCAGGUCGCAUCUGGCAACCAACAGGAGGUUGUGCAGCCCGCAGCCGCGGCUCGGAAUGACAAGCAGGGCGUCGCGUGCCUACCUUCUGCAACGGUCUGCUCCACUUCCCUGUCGACUUCCAAACCGCCCACCACGGUGGACGAGAAACAUGGCCGACAGGAACGCGAACUAGCGAUCCGCGAGGGCGAGGGUCGUGAAUCUGUGAAGGAGUUCGUACAGCGGGGAGAGGAACAGUUGAUCAGCGGGCAGUUGGAUGCAGAGCAACUCCGGGAGGAGAGACUUUUGAAACACCAGCGAGAAACUGAAUCAAAAUCUUCCACCACAUCUUCUUCUCGCCAAAAGCGUGAUUUGCCAGAAGACGAAAAGAUUCCUUUUGACGAAUUUGAGGAUCCCGUGCUUCCGCUGGACGAUGAUGAAAGCGGCGAACAAACGAUGAUUCCGGACGACUUCUGCUCGAUGACGCAGUUUGACGCUUGGUUGGAGCAGUUCGCCACCCACGGCGUCGAGGACCAAAUGCACGCCGUGCGCCAGCUGGAGCAGGCAUCGGUGCGCGAGCGGUGGAAGCGCAUCCUGGACCGGUACAAGGAGUGGACGAAAGAUUGCAAAGAGCACGGCAUGUACCAACCGUGCACGCUCUUGUUUAGGAGCAGCACGACGAACAGUUCUGGCACGACAACGUCGAACUCCACCUCCACGUCGACCGGCGGGCUGCAAGAUGACACGGAAAAGUUCGCUCGCUUGACGGCGCUCGCGGUACGGGAAGACGAGCGGGGGAUGGGCACGAAGUACAUGCGCGUGUUGAGCGGUCUGGUGCCGCAUUUGGUGCUGCGAAAGCCGCGGAGCAGGAGCAGUAGUACCUCCGAGGUGGACACAACACAAAGUAGUACAACAUUUUCCUCUGCAACUCCAACUUCGCUCGCCCCGCACGACGUGCUGCCGCGUAUCAGGUUUUGGGAUGAGAAGGAAGAGCCGAACGCGAAAAAACGCGUUCGUCCACAGGGAGCAGUGGAAAGCAAAACUCCGGGGAACAACAGCCCCCGUUACCUGGUCCUGCCUUGGCGGUAUUACGACGAAAUGGAGGGCGUGUCGCAGAACCUGGUGUGGAGACGAAGCAAAAACGCAGCGGAGAUCCUCAUCGAGUGCUGGCCCAAUGUCUUCUACGCCGAGUUGAUCGAGCUGUUGGUUGGCGAGUUGCAGAGCAUCACAAUUUAUCCUCUGCAAAAGUAUCGUACUCGUAGUAAAAAUUGCAUUUAUGCAUUACAAAUGUCCUAGGCCUUCUCAAGGUAAAUCAGCAUUACAAAUUCAAUUUGUAAUGCUGGGCUAAUUUGUGAUGCAAUUUAUACGAGUACGAUGCUUUUGCAUUGCAUACAAUUGCGGACCUCCAAUACGGCGGAGUAUUGACGGUCUCGGGUUUGAUGGGGGUGUUGCAGUUUAUCCUCCGUGGCACCGCAGAAGAAGGGUUUUGUUACCUCGAGUUCUACCGGAAGGCCUACGGGGCAGCGAUUCUGCAGAGCAUCACAUUGGAGUUGCUGGGGAAAACCGGGGUGCUCGACGUCGUUCUCGUCCUGUUGUUCGGGCGCAUCAGAAGUCUGGUAAUGGUGAACGGCGGAAAGAUAACUCGCGAACCAAAACGGCUGCGACCGACGUUCGUGCGGGUGCACGAGGAGAUUGCAAAGUAUACCAGCCACGAGUUCGACUACGAUUCCAGGGGAGAGGAGUUCGCAGCCUUUGUGAAAGACCACUUUUACACCUGGCUGAAGCCGCUCUUGCGAGUUGCUGGAAGUGAAACGACAAGGACGAGGACGAGUAGCACUACGGCAGAAGGGGCAGAUCGUACUGCUAGCACUUCAUCCAUCUUCGAAGAAACUACCACUACCUCCUGGUCCCACGAGCCAGUUUUGCGGCUGGUCGAGCGGGUUUUGGAAUCAGCGAAUAACCUGUACUACUUCUGCAGUGAGAUGACAGCAAAAAAGAGGGCCGUGCAGAUCCUGGCGGAUUUUGAUCAGCACACGAACGUAUUGGAGUUUCUUCUCAACUGUUUGACAAGCGCCUGCAAUGUUGUAGGUGCGGAGCAAGAUCAGGAAAUAAACUCUACUCUCGAUCCCGGAGCGCCAACGCGUUGUAUCUUGAUGCUUCUGCCGCUGCUCUUGCAGCAGGAAAAUGCAGAAGUCAACAAGCCGGCACACCGUGUGAUCGCAUUUGUCUGCAAGACAUUGGUGGAUUUUUUCAACAACCAAGAACAACCCGCAGAAAUAACAGCCGGGCCGGGAUCCUCGUCCUCUGGAUCAUCCGGAACACCAUUCGAAAAACCACCAACAACGUUGCUGGACAAGAAUUUCUACUUGCUCCUGCCGCAGCAGAAAAUUUUCCUGACCUGCUUGUUCGAGUUGCUCGGGAAGACACUGCAGGUUUUGACCACGACGCCCCACGGGAAGCUGACCUACACGGUCGAAGAGCUACAGCAGCAUUUGCGCCUCCUGCGGAAGGAAGAUCUUCUUCUGUCCACGCUCGGGCCGCAACUCUGGGCCGUUUUCUACCGCUGGUACUCCGAGCGCAAAACGCCGGACACCGCCUGGCGGGCGAUCCAGCGGAUGUUCUAUCAAAUGCAAAAAUGUCUGGGUCUGGAUGGUGGCAAGGGCAACUUGUCAUGGUAAAUCUGAAUCAUGUAAAAAUCUGUGUUACGUGAAGAUUACCAAAAGCUGUCCACUUUUGAGCAAGUUAGAAUGGAGUUUCUCAUGCAGGAUAGGUAUGGCAUUGUUUGGCAGAGACCUCGCAGAGUCUGUCAUGCUAAGUCCCGCAUUCCAGACCUCAUAGGCGAUCGAAAAUCUGCAUGACAAGUUUACAUCACUUUUCCAGACCCAGACAUUUUUGCACUUGAUAUGUUCGGGGAGUUUGCGAAAGUGGCGGACUGGCAGAGCCUGAUUGCCGUUUUUCCGCCGAUUGAGGCACAACUCCUGGAAUUCGUGAUGCAGGAGUUUCUCAACGAGGAAAAUCUAAAGCAGUUUGACCUCGCAGUGUGCAAAUCGCUGAUGAAGCGGGUCAACGCCAUCGACCGCAAGCAGAGUCUGGCGGAGCACCGGGCAGAAGGACAGGUCGUGGCUGAUUUCUCCAAAAUCCUGUACGACUUUGGACAGUUUUUGAACCACUUUAUCCUCCGGAAGGAGGCUGCUGGUGCUGCUAGUAGAGAGACGCAUGACGGCGAAAUGAAGUCCGAAGUAGACCUAGUCCUCGGAAGAAACCUGGCGUUGUUCGCGGUACAGCGGUUUGCGGAGCAGCACCUCGCAUACCGUCUGGACGAGGACGCUGGAGUUGCCCUCGCGUACCCGCGAGCGAGCAGUGAGGGAGCGGAAGGAGGUGACAAGAUCAGCAAAAGUGAAACAACUUCUCCGGCAGCGAGCUCUUUCGUCCGACCAGAAGUGCUAGCAAAUUUCCAGAACGUUUUGGGACUGAAGUUGGUGAAGAAGGGGUUGGAACGGCUGGAGUUUCUGGAAAAGCCGGGGAUCGCCCGCAGGGGGAAGUGCGAAAAGGUGAACGAAGAAAAGUACUGUGAACGAACGGGGACUAUCAAGCCGCCUUACCACCCAAAAGACGUGGGGUUUGUCAUGAAAUACGUACGGCAGUCGUCAAACAUUUGGUGUCGUUGCAGUAUCCGGACAAGCACGGUAACAACUACCCAAUCGAAAAAUCUGCAGACCACAUCAAACUCUGGCAGCACGCAAACUGAACAAGAAACUAAUCACCCGACGAUCACAUCAUCUACUUCUGCAACCGACGCAGCUACGACCGCAGAUGCCGUCAAUACCACAAGUACUACUGCCCGAGAAGCUGCCGGACCUGCGACUUCUACUUCCGCCAGUGAUACUGAUGCUGGAUCCACCUCCACGGCCACCGCCCGGCAUGAACGAGCCAUGAACACUUUGUAA